This is a messenger RNA of Scatophagus argus, 3547 nucleotides long. It is a transcript of the gene fbxl9, whose product is annotated as leucine rich repeat containing 29. The coding region runs from base 367 to 2370 and encodes 667 amino acids. The transcript has 11 exons. Gene Ontology annotation, cellular component: SCF ubiquitin ligase complex. NCBI's taxonomy places the organism in Eukaryota, Metazoa, Chordata, Actinopteri, Scatophagidae. The record is from RefSeq and is a predicted model, not a curated record. Gene Ontology annotation, biological process: SCF-dependent proteasomal ubiquitin-dependent protein catabolic process. Gene Ontology annotation, molecular function: protein binding.
CAGGCAAAGGCAGAAAAACAAGGGAAAACCUCAUUUCCCACAAUGCUCCGCCUCCCGACGUCUUGUUUUCUUUGCGGUCAGCUGAUCCAACUGAGGUUUAACCACGGAAAUGUACAGCCUGCAGUGCAGCAAAGAGUACCUGACAGACAUGACAGCAGGCAUCACAACCAAUUGACUUCCAUUGAUUCUAAAUUUGCACAUUUUAUUGAGUAGAUAACGGAUAAGAAUGAUACGCUUUCAACGGCUGGGGAAGCUCGGCUAGAAGCUAGUCUGUUAGCUUAAAGAGAAACCGUAGGUAGGUAAUUAAUCGCAGCAGGUUGGAAACUUGGGCAGCGAGCUAAUGAAGUUCUAGUUGAUUCACUUGUGAUGGGCAGGAGUACUAACGAAGGAGAAGCUGAGAUGGGAGACUACGAGGCGGAGGACAUGAAAGAAACACCUGAGCUACCUGUGGAGAUUAUAGUUUACAUCUUGAGCUUUCUUCAUGCUUCAGACAGGAAGGAAGCUUCACUGGUCUGCCGCAGCUGGUACAGUGCCAGCCAGGACCUGCGCUUUCAAAAGAAUGUCACCUUCUGCUUCCCGGCUUCAGCCUCGUCCUUGGAGCUGAUCAGGGGUCUGGGCAGAAAGUCUCGCUGCAGUCUGAUUAUCAGCCAGCUCGAUGGAUUCAGUAUGUCCAGAUCACUGCUUCUCGAGGUGGGUGUGUGCUUGGGCUCUAAGCUGGAGGGCUUGGCCCUGCCUGGUAGCAGUCUUACAGAAGCCUCCCUGCUGGCCCUCCUCCCUCGCCUCACCUCCCUCCGUAGGCUGAACCUCAGGGGCCUCGACAGCCUCUUCAUGUCUGGGGCUUUUCUCUCCAGGGAGGAGCACAGACAGCAGGUCAGGUCAGCCCUGUCUGGUUUGGAGGAGCUGGACCUGUCCGACCUACGCUACCUCUCUGACCUCACCUUCAAUCGGCUCACCGGCUGUACCCCGCGCCUUCGCCGCCUCUCGCUGGCUGGCUGCCAUAUCGCUUUUGAGUUUGACCCAUAUCGAGGGUGUCCGGUGGGAGCCGUUGAGAAUUCGUCAGCAUUGCUGUCACUGAGGAACUUAAGGAGGUUGUUAACUGAGCAGAAAUCCACUCUCGUAGCUUUGGACCUCAGCAGAACCGCCAUCACCCCUGAGUCAUUACGCACUAUUGCACAGGUUCAAGGUUUGGUCUUAAAGGAACUGUGUCUGCAUGGCUGUAAGGAGCUGACCGACUACUCAGUGGAGGUUCUGGUUAAGUACCAGCCGAGCCUCCAGAGACUGGACAUCAGUGCCUGCACUGAGUUGACCAGCAGGUCUGUACAGGCCGUAGCACAGGGCCUGAAGACCCUGACACACCUCUCCUUGUCCCAAGACUGGAGGAUCACUGAAAAAGGCCUCGCUGACCUCCUGUCUGUGUCGUCCCUGAGGAGUCUGGAUCUGUCUGAGUGUCUGCACAUCAGCGGAACAGAGAUAGUGAAAGGCUUGACUGGCUCCAGUGCUGCCAGAGCACAGCUGGAGACACUCAGCCUCAGGAGCUGCACCUACAUUAAGGAUCUUGCAGUUUUCUCUCUCACCCAGCUUCUUGGGGAUACUCUGCGUGAGCUAGACUUGACAGCAUGUGUCAACGUGACUGACCUGUCUGUGCGCUCUAUCGCCACCUACCUGCAGAGGCUAGUAGUUCUGCGGCUUGGGUGGUGUAAUGAAGUCACAGAUUUGGGGCUGCUGGGGAUGGUGGAAACAAACAAAUGUGACCCUGACCAGGAGACGGGAGACAACGGUCCAAGAUUCACCCGGACGUUUGGUAACAUGGGCUUCUUCAAGCCUCCUCGUUUGCCAUUUGAUGAACGACCCAAGCUACUGACGCACGAUGACUUGGAGCAGUUCAGACAGAAGGCUGGGGCUUCACUUUUGACUCUCAGCAGGCUGCAGGAGCUGGACCUCUCUGCCUGCCCUAAACUUACUGACAGUAGCAUCACACAGGUGGUGCGCUACCCAGACCUCCACCGCCUGUCUCUCUCCAUGCUGCCAGAGAUCACAGAUGCCAGCCUGGUGUCGGUGGCCUGGCACUGCCGCAGUCUCACCAGCCUCUCCCUCAGCCACUGUCCGGGAAUCAGUGACUGUGGAGUGGCUCAGGCUGCACCGUAUCUCCACAGACUGCAGCAUCUUUACCUCUCCUGUUGUAAUAACAUCACUGACAGAUCCUUGUUCCUCCUGGCGCAGCACUGUAACCGUCUGCGAACGCUCGACAUCUCAAGGUGCAAAAACAUCUCCGCAGCAACAGUGGACCUCCUUCAGUCAAUGCUGCCCUUUUUGGAAAAUCUCCAUUGCAAAUUCACAGGUGGGGCUGAUCUUACCUUGCAUUCAGAGUGACUGCGGCCAGGCCUUGUUAGUAACAAAACCUGCUGACCUGUGAACUGACCUGUGACCACAAUAACUGAAGGAGAUGUCAGAACGUUUACAGUAGGAACUACUGUAAGUCUGUUUUAUAUGUGGCAGGUAUCACCUGUAUGAAACAAUCAAACAGGGCAGACACAACAGUAUCAAAACCACCAUAUUCAAAAAUCAUGAACUGUUGACUACAAGGGGAAAACAUCUGAUGUAAUGUCCACACACGGCGUUUCAGGGUUUUUAUAUAUAUUUAUAUAUAUAUGUGUGUGUGUGUGUGCUUAAUAGCUUUUAAUUAGUGGGUAGUUUUUAACUACUCACUAAUGUCACUGAAAUUGAAAUAUAUGCUGACAUUCCAAUUUUCUAUUGUUUUGAGCUCUAAAAGGAAGCCAGACUUCGUAUAAAUGCUCUUAUUUGUCCACUUCUGAGUCUUUCUUAAUAUGAUUUUUUUUUUUAACAGGUGAAAUAUUUUAAUAAUGACAACCGUGUGCUGCUAAGGUAGAGGCAAAGAUGGGAUAUGAAGUGAAAUAGUGGUCCUCAAAUAGUUCAACUUUCAGACCAAGAUAAAGACUGAUUACUCUGAAGGGGAAUGAUUGCAAGUAGUAUAUUUUGCUUGGUUUUUCAGAAGAUGUGGACUGUUUUUUUUUUUUUUUUUGGAACUCAGGUUUUACUUUGGAGGAUGUCAGCAGCAUGCCUGCUUCUCUUUCUAUAGUGCUUAAAUACUGAAGGUUCUAUGAAAAAUGACAGCAUUAUGAGGAAACGUGAUAAUGUAGUCCAACCGAGUCUUAGACUUAAGGAAUUUAUUGAAAGGGAACAUCAUCCCACAAAUUGCAGACAAAUCAUCUCACAGUGGUAUGUUUUUUCAAUGAAAAUCUCUGGAUAUUUGGUGGAUACUCCAAACUUACCAUAACAGUACAAACUGUAGUGUCAGAUUAAUUUGAAUUCAUCUAUUUGUUAUCUUGGUUUAGCACUGUAGCCUAAUUAGAGAAAUAUCACUUUAAACUAUAUGUCCUUUGUUUAUUAAUUUUGUACUGUUCUAAUGCUGUCUGAGUUGCUUUGACAGAGGAAGACUUACAGAUUGUAACGAUGAAAGAUCAAUGAUAAAAGAUGUUCAUUUUUAUAAAUAAACCAAAGUUUGGCUUCUAUGCUAUGAGCAAAACAC